GCAUUAUAUGCAUUAUAUCGGACUUUUUCACCUCUGCUAUCUAAAGGUGAAUUACAAAAACCUAAAAAUGAAAAUCUAGAGAGAGAUAAAAAAGGAUUGAUAAAGAUUUGGCUUCGAGAUAAUUAUGUUCAAUAUGUAAAUACGUUAUGUAAUUUUCUUAGACACGAAGAGCCAGGAUUACAGAUUCCAUCGUUAAAUAUACUGUUGAAUCUUCUUAAAAUCGAAUCCACAUAUCUUACAUCAGCGUCUGGGUCACACCAAUUUUCAAAUAAUCAUUAUUAUCAUGUUGUUGAAGGACUUAUUGAUAAUGAAAAUUUCAGUGAACCGUUAAAAACCGAAUUCGUUGAAAAGUAUUGGAACACCUAUGAUGAUUUGAGAUUUUACUUUUUAAAAAAUGCCUCAUUAGACGAAAAAUCAGUUGACAAAUUAAAUAGUUUAAUGGAAAAUACUUUUUCGAUACUUGAAAAUUUACGAACUAUGCCAACUGAUGCAUCAGAAAUUGAUGAGUUUUGGACAGGUCAUCCUGCACCUGAAUUAUCGAACAGUCAAGAAAACGAUGAUUGUGAAGAUGACUCAGAUAAUAUGUUGUUUGAUGAUUUAUUCAAUGAAAACUUCGAAAAGGAGCAGACAAAAGAAUCUCAAAAAGAAAUCCCUCAUAAGAAAACUAAAAAACCAGUGUUGCUUCAAUUAUCUGCACACAAAAGAGUUUUUUCUGAUUGCUGGUUAGCGUUAAUGAAACUUCCAAUGACACAGGAAUCAUACAAGAGAAUCCUUUUAAUUAUGCAUAAGAAGAUAAUUCCUCAUAUGCCACAGCCUACUUUAUUAAUGGAUUACUUAACUGAAUCAUAUAAUGCCGGUGGUGUCACUAGCAUUUUGGCACUCAAUGGUUUAUUCACUCUUAUUAAUGAAUAUAACUUGGAUUAUCCAGAUUUUUAUAAGAAAUUAUACACUUUAUUUGAUCGUAAUUUGAUGCAUGUAAAAUAUCGGUCUAGGUUUUUCCGUCUGGCUGACCUCUUUCUUGCUUCUACAUAUCUUCCUGCUCAAUUAAUUGCAGCAUUUAUAAAAAGAAUGUCCCGACUUUCAUUAACAGCUCCGCCACAUGGUAUAGUAAUGAUAAUACCUAUGAUUUACAACUUGAUUAGGCGGCAUCCAAGCUGUACUGUUUUAAUACACAAUUCAAAUGAGCAUGUUAACAAAUUGGGAAGAAAUCAUCCUUACAAUUUUGAUGAACCAGAUCCCAUGAAAAGCAAUGCAUUAGAAAGUUCCCUAUGGGAGAUGAAAACCUUACAAGAUCAUUAUUUUCCUAAUGUCGCAACCUUAGCAAAGAUCUUCCAAGCCAAAUUUACCAAACCUUCUUAUAACUUGGAAGAUUUUUUGGAUCAUACGUACUUAACAUUAAUCGAAUCUGAGCUGAAUCGUAAAUCUAAAAAGAAUAAGAUGCCUGCACUAUCAUGUGAAAGGCCAAAAUAUAUAUUUCCAGCAGAAGAGAGUAUAGAAUUGAUUUAUAAAUCAGAAAAAUUCGAUGUCAAUGAAAGAGAAUUAGUAUUUGAAAACAUGAAGAAAGGAUGGGAAGUAUGGCAGUUUUGA
This is a messenger RNA of Rhizophagus irregularis DAOM 181602=DAOM 197198, 1587 nucleotides long. The record is from RefSeq and is a predicted model, not a curated record. NCBI's taxonomy places the organism in Eukaryota, Fungi, Glomeromycota, Glomeromycetes, Glomerales, Glomeraceae.